AUGGUAAAAGCAGUUCCGGCAAACCAGAUCGCUUACAAAUCAGGCACGCUCGUGAAAUGCGAUCCAUCCAUCAAAGCUUUGAUCCUGAAUAUCGACAAAGACACCGGCAACAGAUACGUUAUCGAAGACCUCGGCGAUGAAGAGCACCUGCUGGUCAAGAACGACCAGAUACACGACUUGAAGAAGAGAGUACAGGAGGUAGGUAUUCUCAUUCGCAUUCUGGACCUGGUUGCUAAUGCAUCACAGGAAAUCUCAAAGCGCAUCGAAACCCGAAAGGAUGAAGAAGAGGAGUAG
Molecule: messenger RNA, 294 nt
Organism: Didymosphaeria variabile
Lineage: Eukaryota; Fungi; Ascomycota; Dothideomycetes; Pleosporales; Didymosphaeriaceae
Gene: TFB5
Product: TFIIH complex subunit tfb5
Exons: 2
Coding region: 1-294 (97 amino acids)
Biological process (GO): transcription initiation at RNA polymerase II promoter; nucleotide-excision repair
Cellular component (GO): transcription factor TFIIH core complex
Source: RefSeq, a predicted model, not a curated record